Anopheles nili is the source of this 1731-nucleotide messenger RNA. RefSeq names its product sorting nexin-2 (gene Snx1). Gene Ontology annotation, biological process: early endosome to Golgi transport. Lineage: Eukaryota; Metazoa; Arthropoda; Insecta; Diptera; Culicidae. Gene Ontology annotation, cellular component: endosome membrane; endosome. The transcript is spliced from 5 exons. Gene Ontology annotation, molecular function: phosphatidylinositol binding. Bases 1 to 1341 code for a protein of 446 amino acids. The record is from RefSeq and is a predicted model, not a curated record.
AUGGAAACCAAUGGUACGAUGGAACACGGUGAAACAGAACACACGCAGCCAGCCUUCGAUAAUGUUGAUAUCACAUCGCCGGACGAUGAAAACGAAAACGAUAUCUUCGAGUCCGCUAUUCAGCAGGAACCAUUGUCGCCCGUUUUGGAGGACGUUCCAACGGAGGAGGCGGGCGAUACGUUUAUCGAAAUCGUUGUUGCUGACCCGCAGAAAGUAGGCGAUGGUUUGGGAUCGUAUUUAGCGUACAAGGUUUCCACAAAGACUAACAUUUUGAAGUUCAAGAAGCGGCAGUUCUUCGCCAUGCGUCGCUUUAGCGAUUUCUUCAACCUGCACGAGCUGCUCGUCAGGAAGUACCUCCGGAUGGGGCGGAUUAUUCCGCCUGUGCCGAAAAAGAACCUCAUCGGCACGACGAAGGUGAGAAUGGGCAGCCAACCGCAAUCAGACGACGGUUCGGAUAUGAAUCUUGAAUGGAUCGAUAAACGCCGGGCAUCGUUGGAGCGUUUUCUCAACCGCGUUGCCCAGCAUCCGAUCCUCUGCCAGGACACGGAUUUCAUCAACUUCCUGGAAAGUGAUCAGGAGCUGCCGCGCUCCGCUAACAGUGCAGCACUCAGCGGGGCCGGUAUGAUGCGGCUGUUCAACAAGGUGGGCGAGACGGUCAACAAGAUCACGUACAAGAUGGACGAGAACGACCCGUGGUUCAACGACAAGAUCAACGAGGUCGAAACAAUCGAUGCUCACAUGCAGAAACUGCAUUCCGCCAUCAAGGCACUCGUGUCGCACCGGAAAGAGCUGGCCACCUUGACCGGCGGUGUCGCUAAGUCAGCAGCACUGCUGAGUACUUGCGAGGAGCAUACGGGGCUGUCGCAAGCGCUCUCGCAGCUGGCGGAUGUCGAGGAGAAGGUGGAACUGCUGCGUUCCGAGCAGGCCAACUCGGACCUGUACAUUCUGUCGGAGACAAUCAAUGAUUACAUCGGUUUGUUUGGUGCAAUCAAAGACGUGUUCCACGAACGGGUAAAGGUGUUUCAAAACUGGCAACACGCGCAGAUACAGCUGACGAAAAAGCGCGAAAACAAGGCAAAGCUGGAAUUGCAGGAGCGACGUGAUAAGCUGGAGUUCGCUCAGAAGGAAGUUGAAGAGUGGGAAGGAAAAGUGCAGCGGUGUCAGAAAGAGUUCGAUAACAUUUCCAGCGAAAUUAAGAAGGAAAUGGAACGCUUUGAGCUGGCACGUGCUCGUGAUUUCAAGUCGACCAUCAUCAAGUAUCUAGAGGACCAAAUGGCGCAUCAGCAGCAGCAAAUGAAGUAUUGGGAAGCUAUAGUGCCCGUGGCUCGUGACAUUGCAUGAGAGGAACAGAACGCAAUAAAUUCCCCCAUCCUGUACGAUCGCGACGAAAACGAACACCUUCCGACGACUGACAAGCUGCGCCUCUCGAUUAAUUUAGUCGAUUCCAAUGCCAGAAUAUCGUAAAACGACAUGGCUUUGCGAUCCGUAGGAGUUGAUAAGUUGAGUUGGAUAUCGUUUCAAAUUGACCACAAAGUCACUGAACGCUGGAGGAUCUAGAAAAGCACUCAAAUAUCGCACCCGCCUCUCGUUGAUAGUUGCUAGUGUUUGAUGAUUGUUUGGAAGACGUUACAAAGAUCCUUUCUAUCGCCUGAUUUUCUUCCCUCUUUCCUCUCUUAUCGUGCUGUAAGAAUUAAGGCCUUUGUUUUAAGAUAUUAUAAAAUUAUUAUCAUU